AUGGCGGCUGCGGAUCAGUCCGAACUGGUGUCCAUGAUUCAUUGUCUGGGUUUUCAAAACCAGCGAGCAAGAAAAUGUAUCGACCUAGCUCGGACCUGGCUCGUAAAUCCCCCGGCCAAGGGCAAACGGUACCGUAAACUCCAUUACCCACGGAAACUGGAUGGUCGUGACAUGAAAGCCACAGAAUGUAUCGACGAUGAUGACCCCCGAGUGGCCUGGGAAAUCGCCCACUUGCCAGGCCUUGGAGCGUAUGCGCUGGACAGCUGGCGGGUUUUCUGCCGUGACGAGUUGCGGGGACUCGCUCGAGACUGGAAUGGCCGCGAUGCGGAAUCACCGAAUUUUCAACCGGAAUGGAAGUCAGUGCUGCCACAGGACAAAGAGCUCCGGGCAUAUCUGACCUGGAUGUGGCUCAAGGAAGGUUGGCUCUGGGACCGACAUACUGGCGAACGGACGCGGGCAAGCGAGAAGACGUUGCGAGCGGCGCGACAGGGCGGCAUUGCUUAUGAGGACAAUGAGGAUGGGAAUUGGGUUCUGGAGACGUCGCCUAUGAAGCCGCCAAAUAAUGGAUUUAUUGUCGAUAGGAAUAGUCUAUGA
This is a messenger RNA of Monascus purpureus, 594 nucleotides long. The record is from the annotation of a GenBank genome assembly. Lineage: Eukaryota; Fungi; Ascomycota; Eurotiomycetes; Eurotiales; Aspergillaceae.